Messenger RNA from Vanrija pseudolonga, 589 nucleotides. RefSeq lists its product as uncharacterized. The record is from RefSeq and is a predicted model, not a curated record. The transcript is spliced from 3 exons. NCBI's taxonomy places the organism in Eukaryota, Fungi, Basidiomycota, Tremellomycetes, Trichosporonales, Trichosporonaceae. The coding region runs from base 1 to 399 and encodes 132 amino acids.
AUGGCCCGCGCCCUCCCGCCCCCACCGCCGCCCGUCGCCGUCCGCCUCGGCGGUAUCAGUCGGUACGACCGCAUGCCCGAGAACAAGUGGCUGCGGCCGCUGUGGAAGAAGGGCGUUCAAAUCGACGCGCACCUCUGCUUCUCCAUGUUUGAGUGGUGGGAGACUGUCAUCCUGAGCCUCAUCGUCUUCCCCAUCACCGCGCUCUUCUGGUACUCGGCCUUCACGUACUUCCCCGCGCACUUCGAGUACAUUUCCCGCCGGUACGCGUACUACGUGUUCGGGGACGAGAGCGUCAGCACGAGCGCCCUGUUGGGCGCGUGGCUUGUUGCUGCUUGGGAGUGGGUGCUGGCUGAGGGGCGGAGGGUGGUAGGGGAUGUGGGCGCCAAGGUUGAGUUGUGAGCGCGCCGCGAGCGCGAGCGCAGCGAGCGUGAGGGAUGACGGGGUGAUGAUUGCUGCGCUCGACACUGGCUGCGCACACCCACUCCACUCCGCCGCGCGGCGACUCGCCGAACCGCACCGCGACCACGACCACCACAACCCGACCCACCUCACCCAUUCCCACACCCACACGCAUCACACACCCCACACC